This is a messenger RNA of Tarenaya hassleriana, 1526 nucleotides long. RefSeq names its product epidermis-specific secreted glycoprotein EP1-like. The transcript has 2 exons. The coding region runs from base 65 to 1426 and encodes 453 amino acids. NCBI's taxonomy places the organism in Eukaryota, Viridiplantae, Streptophyta, Magnoliopsida, Brassicales, Cleomaceae. The record is from RefSeq and is a predicted model, not a curated record.
UCCUCCUUCAAAAACCAUCUUAUUACAUCAUCAUCAUCAACAAUCUAAAAAAAACAGAACAAAGAUGUCACCACUUCACAUAUUCGUAACACUAGCAGCAGUGAUCUCCGCUACAUUAGCACAAGUUCCUCCCGACAAGACAUUCACGUUCGUGAACGAGGGCGAGUUCGGUGAAUACAUCAUCGAGUACGACGCCAGCUACCGUUGGAUCGAGACCCCGACCCAAAGCUUCUCUUCUCGACCGUUCCGGUUGUGUUUCUACAACACGACCCCGAGCGCCUACGUGUUCGCCAUCCGAGCCGGUCUCCCCAACGACGAGUCGCUCAUGCGGUGGGUAUGGGACGCCAACCGGAACAGCCCUGUCGGAGACAACUCGACGCUGUCGCUCGGCCGAGACGGGAACCUGGUAUUGGCCGAGGCGGACGGUCGGGUCAAGUGGCAGACCAAUACGGCCAACAAGGGCGUGACCGGGAUGCGAAUGUUGCCUACGGGCAACCUCGUACUCCACGACAAGAACGGUAAGUUCGUGUGGCAGAGCUUCGACCACCCCACCGACACUUUGCUCGUUGGUCAGUCUUUGAAGGUUGGCGGCGUCAACAAACUCGUUAGCCGUAAGUCCGAUCUGGAUGGCUCGGACGGUCCGUACAGCAUGGUCCUUGACAGUACAGGUUUAACAAUGUACAUCAACAAGACCGGAACACCUCUCGUAUACGGUGGAUGGACGAACAGAGACUGGCGCGGGUCCGCGACCUUCGAGGUCCAGCCCGAAAACGACAACUCAACCCUCCCGGUCGCGUACGAGCUCAUCCUGACGCCCGGCCCGCACCCUCCGACACCUUCCCCGACCAACGAGCACGGCCGUAGGUUACUCCAAGUCCGACCAAUCGGCAACGGCUUCGGCACCGUCAACCUCAACAAAGUCAACUACAACGCCACGACGUCGUUCCUGCGUCUCGGCUCGGACGGAACCCUAAAGGCCUACACUUACUUCGACAACGUCCGGUACCUUAAAUGGGAAGAAACCUUCUCGUUCUUCUCGACGUACUUCGUCAGACGAUGCGGCCUCCCUUCUCUGUGCGGCGACUACGGAUACUGCGACAACGGCAUGUGCGUCGCUUGCCCGACAAGCAGGGGCCUGCUCGGGUGGAGCGAGGACUGCAAGGCCCCGAAAGCCACGCAGUUCUGCGGGAGCAAGGGCAGAAAGGUAAAUUACUAUAAGAUCGUGGGGGUGGAGCAUUUUCUCGGGCCGUACGUGGACGAGGGAGAAGGGCCGAUGGCUGUCGGGAAAUGCAAGGAGAGAUGCGACAGGGACUGCAAGUGUCUGGGUUACUUCUACAAGGAGAAGACCAGAAAGUGUCUGCUCGCCCCUCUUCUCGCCACCCUCAUCAAAGAUGUCAACACUUCUGUUGGUUACAUCAAAUACUGAAGCAGGCGUUUAUAUCAAUUAUUGAGAAUAAAAUCCUAUAUAUAUUUGUAUUGGUGAGUAUGUAGUACGAGAAAUAAUAAUAAUAAUAUUCUUAUGCUAA